GUGCGCCUGCGCGGUGUUUCCAGCGCUAGUGGAGCUGAAGGGCGCAGCGCGGCGGAGCAGCUCUCAGUGUCGGUGUGGCGACAUUUCACCGAAAAUGCUCAAAUUCUUGCCAAACUUACUGCUGCUGGCGCUGCUAGCAUUCCCGGCGACCCUUUUCGUGAAAGGCCCAUUAGUGGCUGCACAGGAUGUUACAGAGGAAGAAGAGGCAGCUGAUGAAGAUUCAACCGAUGAUGUGAUUGCAGAGGAUGAGGAUGAUGAAGCAGAGGUGGAAGAUGAUGACAACACAGAAUUAACUGAAGAAAAAGAUGAAGAGGAGGAAGAAACACUAGCAGGGGAGGUGAAGCCUUCCCCUAAUGCUGAUACAACAAUUCUUUUUGUCAAAGGAGAGGACUUUCCAGCCAACAACAUUGUGAAAUUUCUACUGGGUUUCACCAACAAAGGCAGUGAAAAUUUUGUUGUUGAGUCUUUGGACGCCUCAUUCCGCUACCCUCAGGACUUCCAGUUUUACAUCCAGAACUUCACCGCUCUCCAGCUGGGCACAGUGGUCCCUCCUCAGCGCCAAGCCACGUUUGAGUACUCAUUUAUCCCUGCUGAACCCAUGGGUGGUCGCCCCUUUGGCUUGGUCAUUAACCUCAACUACAAAGACAGCAAUGGUAACGUUUUCCAAGAUGCAGUAUUUAACCAAACUGUCACCAUCACCGAGAAGGAAGAUGGACUGGAUGGAGAAACGAUUUUCAUGUAUGUGUUCCUCUCUGGGCUUGGACUGCUGGUUGUUGUUGGCUUGCAUCAGCUACUGGAAUCCAGGAAGAGGAGACGACCUGUGGCAAAGGUAGAGAUGGGCACCUCCAACCAUAAUGACGUGGACAUGAGUUGGAUUCCUCAGGAGACGCUUAAUCAGAUCAUGCAGAGUCGGCGAGAUAAGGCUUCCCCCAGAAGAUCACCUCGCAAGAGGACGCAGAAGCGUUCAGCUGGAUCAGAUGAGUGAAGAGGGUGUAACACUGCAGCGGUACGCUGUACUGAGCUCAGUCGGCUGGAGCCCAACAGCCCUGUCCAUAGUCCAGCACUCUUAGAGACUGGUCCACACAUGCAUACAUCCUAACUACUUACCAAUGAAAAAAGAAAAACAUCAAGGGUGAAUAAAAAUGUAAAACUACUCCACUUAAUGUAACCAUUUUUUUUUUUUUUUUUUGCCUUUUGAGUGGAGAUUUUGUUAAUUUUGUGCACUGGCUAAAUUAAGCUUUUGGGUUUUUUGUUUUGUCCCCCCCUCUUUUGGGUUUUUUUUUAAGGAGGGGGGGGGUGAGUUCAUCUUUGUGGAUAUGUUGAGAGGCGUAACCAUGCAGAUGUUUUCUGGAAAGCCAUGCCUCUGGACACUGUUUUUAAAAAAAAAAAAAAAAUUUUUUCUUCUCUCUCUUCCCCUUUCAGCACUGAUUCUCUUCAUACCCACACGCAUGCAUUGCUGUGGUUGAUGGCUGACGUUUCUGCCACAUUUUGAAGUGCACUGUGGGUUUUUUGUUUGGUUUUUCUUUUUGUUGGUUUUUGCCAUUCAGCAGUUUUACUGAUGGAGGAUUGUUGACUGUAUCACAUUGUAAUAAUGGACUCAAUUGCUCUCAAUGUGCCUGUUUUUCUUCUGGGUCUCUCAUCUUUCUUUAUUUCACUUCUCAUACUAUUGCCAGAUUCAUUUUACAAGUGUGUUUUUCAGGACUUUAAAAUCUCAUAAUUUGCUGAAGCACUGGUGUACAUACUGGGUAGUGCGGGGGAGGGGUGGGGAAAUCUACAGUUAAUUUAUUUCUUGUUAAUGCCAGGCCUAUGAUUUUUAUACUGUAUCUUAUGGCAUGAAUUUGGAUGCCCAUGUCUAGUACUUGUGUGCUUUAAAAGCGUAGUACACUACUGUACCCAGAUGGGCCCUCGUCUUUAAGAUACUGUGGGCUAUGCCAGUCCAUGGUAAAUCAGCAGUCAGUGCUUUGUACUUAGUUGUACAUGCUUUUUAGUAGGUGUAUUUGAUUUAUUGACUGACAACUUUCCUACUGAUGAUUUUACGGUUGACUGAUGUCUUUACAAAUCAUUUAAUUCUAAAAAAAAAAAGCUGUCAACUUGGUUGGAUUGCUUUAUGCUUGAGCUGAAGUCAGAUGUCUCUUCCUUGUCAUGGCUUUCUCUCAUUGGACUGUUUAAUCUCAACUAUUUUGCAAAAGUACUCCAAAAGGUUGUCCCAGUAUUUUUUAAUAUCUUUUUUUUUUGUUGGAACAAAAUGAGUGUAAUUAACAGAUCUUGCCACUUAAGCAGAUGUUAAAACUGAAAAUUGAAAAGUUGUCAGUUUGCCUGAAAAGUAAAAAGAAAAUAAAGGUAGAAAGAACUUGCA
Messenger RNA from Pygocentrus nattereri (red-bellied piranha), 2356 nucleotides. It is a transcript of the gene ssr1, whose product is annotated as signal sequence receptor, alpha. The transcript has 9 exons. The coding region runs from base 95 to 985 and encodes 296 amino acids. Lineage: Eukaryota; Metazoa; Chordata; Actinopteri; Characiformes; Serrasalmidae. The record is from RefSeq and is a predicted model, not a curated record. Gene Ontology annotation, cellular component: endoplasmic reticulum; endoplasmic reticulum membrane.